Messenger RNA from Dreissena polymorpha, 2533 nucleotides. Its product is annotated as sulfoquinovosidase-like. The record is from RefSeq and is a predicted model, not a curated record. Gene Ontology annotation, molecular function: carbohydrate binding; hydrolase activity, hydrolyzing O-glycosyl compounds. NCBI's taxonomy places the organism in Eukaryota, Metazoa, Mollusca, Bivalvia, Myida, Dreissenidae. The transcript is spliced from 11 exons. The coding region runs from base 84 to 2354 and encodes 756 amino acids. Gene Ontology annotation, biological process: carbohydrate metabolic process.
CUAACAUUUUAACCAAGCGCCCUUACUAUCUCAGUGACCUGGUGUACAACACUGCUCUGACCCAAAAGUGUCGUGUGUUCAGAAUGAAGUUCAACCAUUUUAUACAUUUCUGGAUUAUUCUACACAUUCUAGUCGAGUUUUGUCCAAGCCACGUGCACGCAGCAAAGAGUUACAAGCUAGACUGGGUACUGGACCAGUCUCUUAACGUCUCCAUUGGAGACGGUGUUCAGAUAUUUGCACACACGACCAACGCGCCGUUCAUCUAUGUCGGUGCAGGACAGAUCGACUUCCGGGAAUUUCGGGGCAACUUCUUCAUCAACAACUAUGAGCAGGGUCGUAUCGGGCUGCAACAGUUCACACCGGUGGCCAACACGAGCACCUCCGACACGUUCAGGUUCAACUUCGGAAACUCUGUGAACCUGAACGUCACAUUCGCGACGCGAGACGGCUACCCACUCGUGAUAUCCUUCAGCGACCUUGACCCUAACACCUUCAAUGGCAUCUGGAUGCGCGUGGCGGCCACCACAGACGAGAAAGUGUAUGGCCUCGGGGAGCAGUACUCGUACCUCAAUCUCCGGGGUCGCAGCUACCCCAUAUGGGUCAGGGAGCAAGGUGUUGGUCGCAACAAAAGCGACAUCGUCACAUUCUUUGCCGACAACUAUGGCGGCGGUGCCGGUGGCGAUUACCACACGACUUACUUUCCGCAGACGACUUUCGUCAGCAGUCGAAAAUAUUCCUGUCAUUAUGGCGGUUACAACUACGCUGAAGUCAACUUUAUUCCGCAAACUUUCCACGAGAUUUACAUCUACGGACAGCCGCGGAGCUUCAAUUUCGAUGCCGGUUCAACCAUAAAGGAAGUAGUGCAGUCGAUUGCGCUCAAGCUUGGCACGCAGCCGGAACUUCCGGAUUGGGUUUACACGGGAGCGAUACUCGGGGUUCAGGGAGGAACACAAGUUGCGCAUGCGCAGAACAAUAACGUAAGCGUCAGCGGCCUGUGGAUACAGGACUGGGCAGGAAUUCUGCAAACGUCGUUUGGGAAACGUCUGUUCUGGGAUUGGAAGUGGAACCAGACGUAUUAUCCGGACUUGAACAACACGAUAGCCUCGCUGAAGAAACAAGGGAUUCGCGUGUUGGCUUACAUCAACCCGAACCUCAACGUUCAGGGGACGCUCUUCCAAGAGGGCGCCCGCCUCGGCCAUUUCAUACGGAACGUUUCGGGCGACCCCUUCCUAACCGACUUCGGGGAGUUCUACUGCGCGACCGUGGACCUAACGUCACCGGAUGCUCGAAUGUGGUACAAGGGCGUUAUUCAGAAGAACAUGAUGGACCUCGGUUUGAGCGGCUGGAUGGCGGACUUCGGCGAGUACGUACCGGCAGACGGCGCCUUCUUCUACAGCAACGAGACGGGUCGAGUGGUUCACAACAAGUGGCCGCGUCUGUGGGCCGAGGUGAACCGCAUGGCGACCGACGAAAGUAACGUCACAGGCGACGUCGUAUUCUGGAUGCGCGCCGGCGCUGCGGGUGUCGGCAACUACACCACCCUGAUGUGGGCAGGCGACCAGAACGUCGACUUCAGCUACGCCGACGGUCUCCCGUCCACAAUCCCCGCCGCUCUCAACAUGGGGAUGUCUGGCGUAGGAAUCACCCACUUUGACAUCGGUGGUUACACAACCGCCGCCCAAUUCCGGGCGCUCGGACAGGCGCUCGUACGUAGCGACGAGCUUCUACUGAGAUCGGCGGAGGCAGCGGUGUUUACACCAAUGUUUCGGAGUCACGAAGGAAACCAGCCCCAGGCAAACGUCCAAUUCUACAGCAACGAUUAUAUUGAACAGCAGUUCGGACGUCUCUCUCGGAUGUUUGUCCAUAUUGCCAACUACACACGUCACGUGGUGCAAGAGAACAGCCUCUUCGGAACGCCCGCACAGCGUCCUCUGUUUAUGGAAUUUCCCGACGACCCUGCGGCAUGGGCUGUCACCUACCAGUACAUGUACGGCGACAAAGUCUUAGUAGCUCCAGUGAUUGCCACUAACGUUACAUCACAGACCGUGUACCUACCGAAGGGCCCGGGCUCGGCGGGCUGGCACUUCCUGUGGAGCGACCGAUCCUAUCCCGGCGGCCAAUUUGCUAACGUCCCAGCUCCGAUUGGUCAGCCCCCGGUGUUUUAUCUUAGCUCGCCCGAGUAUGAUGACAUAUUUACGGCGGUUAAGCGGAAAUUCCCUUUGGUCCAACCCCCACCACCAACCACUCCGCAUGCCGAAACGUCCACUGUUAGUACUAAAAGCACCAAUUCUUGUACAAGUGUGCAUGUACUGAAUUCUCUUAUAAUGAUGUGUGUUGUAUUGCACGUGUUUUAAGUGUGUUUUAAUGUUUUUUUUAAUCGCAUUUUAUUACUAGAAUGGUAUUGUGUACCAGAAGCUUUAUUUACACGUUAAGUUCAUAAAGUACAAGUAGGUAGUACAUGUAUAUGUGUCUAACUUGUAUGAUUUUAAAUUAGUGUAUAUGUUCUUUCGUUGUAAUAAAAAGUAACUUUGCA